This is a messenger RNA of Pseudo-nitzschia multistriata, 2316 nucleotides long. Lineage: Eukaryota; Bacillariophyta; Bacillariophyceae; Bacillariales; Bacillariaceae. The record is from the annotation of a GenBank genome assembly.
UCUCACAAAAAAAAUCUUUUUCCUCCUCACCAUAUUUGUUAUUGGAUAUUUGCUACCGGUACUGUUCCGCUCUUCUCAUUACUUUGAUUCACCUUAACUCACUUCCUACAACCCUCACAAAAAAACAUAUAAUGAUGAACACUGAAUCCUCGUCUUUCAACAAUAGCUACAACUUCCCUCCCGUUGAAUUCCCUACGGAAUGGGGGCCUUCCGAAAACGACCAGAUGCUGUUCGGGACCGGCGAAGAUCCCUACGGCGUGACGACGUUCUCGUCGGAAGCCGAUUGGCAAACCGACAAGAUGAUGAACCACCAUCCACUCCAAGAAGAUGAUCAAGAUAUGCAAGAUGACGCAGGUGCUGCCUUUCACACCCAGCCACUGGAAGAACUCUUUGACAGUGCGCUCUACUUCGACAGCGAAGUCGACUAUCCAAACAUCACCCACGAACAAGGAGGCUUCUUGGACCCUCUUCUUAGCAUCGAAACCAACGACUACAAUUAUGACGACGAUGACUCUAUUGGUCUUCCUCUCGAAGAGCGAUACAAGGCGACCCUCGAAAAACUCCAGGCCUCUAUGAAGCGAUCCCAAGAAACGCGCAACUGUCUCACCAUGAAAACGGCAACGACAGAGGAAUACGAGCGAGUGGGAAGCGUGAAAGAAAUCCUCGCAUCCAUUUCUGCCUCCUCUGGUCAGGUCCAAAAGUAUGUCACCGCCAUCCAACGACCCAUUUGACAGUCUCCACCACACUAAUGGGGUAGAUCGAAUCCCGAUCCACUCCGACUUCUACUAUUCUUCUAACUUCCGAUACUCCGAAAAAAAAUACAUAAACAAACGAAAAUCGUUUCACUUCCGACUCUCUGCUAAGAUUUUUCAAACACAAAGGACCAGGCAACACCAAUGUUACAGGCCGACCAAUGUGUCUCUCAUGAACUCGAUUUCAUCCUACCCCUAUCUUGAGCCUUGCAUAAUAAAAGACACUACAACUACAUGCGAAUAAAAACUACAAAAUAUUAAAAAAUGCAUUACUCAACACCAAUUAUAUUGUCUUCACAACCAAACGCCGAAAGAAAUUAUUCUUAUCACUGACGGCAGCAGAAAACAAUCCGAAAUGAACAACGGCAACACAGUGGUUUGACGGACCAGUUGCGUGAACGAAGGCUGAAUCGUACAGAAAAGGUAUUUUGGCCACGACUUGAUCCGCAGACGAAAGACGUCGGAUUGAACUCAGUGCAAGUAAAAUACUCAUGCGUCCACCAGAGCACAAAUUCAAACAAACCACAUACAAAGUCAUCAUCGCUUUUCACGCUGCGAAAUACGACGAAUCCAGGACUAUCGGCACGACUCGCCAGCGAACUAAUCUUUUUGGGCAGAUCCCGAAACAGUGGCCGAUUCAAAAACACUAAGAUAGUAUAUUAUUGUAGUCGUAUUUCGAGGUUGGAGAUUAUUUUACCAUGCAUGCGUUUCCAAAGAAUUUUUAUUGGUUGUGGUGUUUGUCCAGGGGCGAAGAAAGUGUCGUUGUUCGAACUCGGUCGGUCGGUCGACCAGACCAAUUCUACCUAUGUAGAGCUUCAGAUUACACCGUUGCUUUACUGCUCCAAGGAAAAUUCAAUGGACAGAUCAUUAAACGGCACCCACAAAUAAUAUUUCGAAGAAAUAAAUAUAAUUCUCGUCGUCUUCGCAUAAGAACCUUCGACCCAGACGUAGUAGUCGCCCUAACCUCCGUCCAAUACGAUAGACUAUCCGCAGUGCGCUCGAGUGCUACUGCGCCGGAAGCUAUCUGCUUCCCCUUCGAAUCAUGUGGAAAAUGUGUGCUCCGAAACGGUGGCACGAAUAUUUGCUGAAAGCGUGCGCAAUAACAAAAAUUUUCUUCUCUUUUUCGACGAACAUCCACAAAUGAUAGGUUCCUACGGCCUUUUGCGAAAUAGAAAUCCAUUGUUUCCGGAAAAAUAACGAAAAGUCGAUACUCAGUCCCUUUUGAAUGGUUGCCGAUUAUGAAAAUUUCACAACCAACUGCGAUCACCCAAAACCGCUUCCAGAGUCAACUCAGAACCGCAGAUAAGCUGAAAUAUCUCUUUUGCCAAUGUAUAUACAGAUGCGACGCAAAUGUAAUUUCUUUAGUGUGCAACAAAAAUUCCAUGUCUUCAUUCCGAAACGCGAUCACUUUUGCUCUGGUAUUUCGAUGCGUCGUGUCGUCGACGUCGACGUGGUUCCUCCCGAAUCGGUACCGAUUUCGAUUGCAGCAUGUGUUCUGUAGUGCAGAGUACAACGAUUCUGCGAGCCCUUGCUUCUUCCGUUUGAAUGAACCACGUGCUUGUCC